AUGUCAGUCGGGUUCGGCUUCUCCACUGGUGAUUUCAUCGCUGCCCUCCAACUCGUUUCAACAGUCAUCGAUGCCCUUCGCGAUAGCGGCGAUUCCUCCGCCGAGUAUCGAGCCUUGAUCUCACAGCUUUUGACCCUCGAGAACGCAUUGUUGAAAGUCAAGCGAAUUGAUGUGGACGAGGAACAACAUGCGGAGGUUAUUGCGCUGAGGCAGGCGGCGUGCCAGUGCCAAAAUACAAUCGACACGUUCUGGGAGAAGAUCAAGAAAUAUCAGCCAAGUCUGCGGGCUGGAGGCAGUAGCAGCAGAGUGAGGGAUGGGUGGUUCAAGAUCAAGUGGGCGCUGUGUAAGAAGGACGACGUGGCAAAAUUCAAAGCCGAUUUGAUGGGGCAUACUGAGAGCAUCGAAUUGUUGUUGGUGACAUUGCACAUGGGCUCAACGCGGAUCGCUGGCAAGAAGCAAGAAGAAAGUAAUCGAACGCUGGCCGGGAGAGUUCAGGAUUCUUACUUUGGCUAUAUGCAGAAGAUGUCGGUUAUCUUGGAGCAGAUGUCGUCGGGGGUUCAACAAGGGAAAUACCUAAUUGAGAUGACAUCAAAUGUCAUACAAACCAACGUCAAGAUUUUUCAGAUCGUCCUCAACCUCCAGAAUAUAAUCACGAGGAUCCCCAGGCAGAUCGACCGACAGCAACCUGUGUAUCUGAUUGACGCAGUGGGUCGUCAUACUCCUUUUCACCUCGAGUUCAUCACUGGCGCAGAAAGUCUGAGAUCUGUUCUGCAAUUCAACUUUAAGAAUAUCGGCUCAGGAGCCACCAAAAUAGACAACGGAGAGUUUGCCAUCCAAGACUCUGCCUCGAAAAUGGAUGUUGACCUUUCUUCGGCGUGGGAAUCAUGCUUCUGUCCUGGACAGCGCUAUGACAUGAGUAUAAUAUUUACAUCCAGAGAAGCCUCCAUUCAAUCGUGUCCCAAAUGUCAUGAGAACAAUGGCGAUAAAUAUGAAGAUGAGGACAUUGAAUGUCGGAAAUGUAGCAUGAUUUAUCGUAGAUCUCACUCUCAGCCGGCUCUACCUACCUUCCCAAUGGGAACCGUGCAGCCAUUGGCAGAUGGCGAAUAUGACCCAGAAGAAGUUUUAAAUCGUCUUGACCUGUCCCCUCGACGUCGAAAAAGACCAUACGAUGAGGAUGAAGAAGUGGCGCUGUUCCGCCGGGUUCGUAUCAAGACCUCUAUUGUGACGAUGACCGACAGUCGCCCUCCGGUAAACUAUCAGCUUGAGUGCCAAGGCGAUCAAGGCCACAGCUUCCCACCAGUCAACCCUGCUGAUCAAAACCCACCUUGCAAUACGUUGUAUGUUGGCAACCUUCCGAUCGACGCAGCCGCGGACGAGCUUACGGCUUUGUUUUCUAAGCAAAGAGGAUACAAGCGCCUUGCUUUUCGAACCAAGCAGAAUGGCCCGAUGUGUUUCGCCGAGUUCGAGGAUGUCUCUUUUGCGACAAAAGCGCUUCAUGAGCUUUACGGCCAUCCUCUGCACAACAGUAUCAAGAGUGGCAUACGACUUAGCUUCUCCAAAAAUCCACUUGGUAUUCACUCUGAGCAAAGCAUGGCAUCAUCAGGUCCCCCAAACAUACCGGGAGUAAUGUAG
Hyaloscypha bicolor E is the source of this 1632-nucleotide messenger RNA. RefSeq lists its product as uncharacterized. NCBI's taxonomy places the organism in Eukaryota, Fungi, Ascomycota, Leotiomycetes, Helotiales, Hyaloscyphaceae. Bases 1 to 1632 code for a protein of 543 amino acids. The record is from RefSeq and is a predicted model, not a curated record. Gene Ontology annotation, molecular function: RNA binding. The transcript is spliced from 2 exons.